This is a messenger RNA of Phaeoacremonium minimum UCRPA7, 312 nucleotides long. RefSeq names its product putative mads-box mef2 type transcription factor protein. Gene Ontology annotation, molecular function: DNA-binding transcription factor activity, RNA polymerase II-specific; protein dimerization activity; RNA polymerase II cis-regulatory region sequence-specific DNA binding. The coding region runs from base 1 to 312 and encodes 103 amino acids. Lineage: Eukaryota; Fungi; Ascomycota; Sordariomycetes; Togniniales; Togniniaceae. Gene Ontology annotation, biological process: positive regulation of transcription by RNA polymerase II. The transcript is spliced from 4 exons. The record is from RefSeq and is a predicted model, not a curated record.
AUGGGUCGCAGAAAGAUUGAGAUCAAAGCCAUCAAGGAUGACAGGAAUCGCUCUGUCACCUUCCUGAAGCGAAAGGGCGGUCUGUUCAAGAAGGCGCAUGAGCUCUCCGUGCUUUGCUCUGUCGAUGUUGCCGUCUUCAUCUUCGGCAGCAACAAGAAGCUCUACGAGUACUCCUCGUGUGAUAUGCGCGAGCUGAUCACAAGAUACACAUAUCAUGGUGGUCCGAGCGAGCACAAGGGCCCUGCCGACUUCAAUGGCGGAGGGGACGACGACGAUGAGGAUGAUGCCAGCCCCAAUUUCCCCCGCACAUGA